Cajanus cajan (pigeon pea) is the source of this 1816-nucleotide messenger RNA. RefSeq names its product nuclear factor Y, subunit A9 (gene NF-YA9). Gene Ontology annotation, biological process: regulation of DNA-templated transcription. Lineage: Eukaryota; Viridiplantae; Streptophyta; Magnoliopsida; Fabales; Fabaceae. The record is from RefSeq and is a predicted model, not a curated record. Gene Ontology annotation, molecular function: DNA binding; DNA-binding transcription factor activity. Gene Ontology annotation, cellular component: CCAAT-binding factor complex.
GAGUGUUAUUGUUAUUGUUGUUGUUGUGUUACGAUUCUUCUUCCUUUUUAAAAUUAAAAAAAAAAAAGGUUUUUUAAAAUGUCUGUUUCGGAUUUUUUAUUUUGAUUUUCUCUAUUAUUAUUAUUGGCGUUGUUUGUUGCUAUUAAUUAAAUUCUGGUGCUAAAUUGAGAGAACUGUGGGUGUGUGUGUGACAGAGAGAGAGAGAGAGAGAGAAGAAAGAGGAAUCAGGUUAGCUCCUUUGAAUUUUCUAUCAGAAUCUGAGGACCCAAAAUCUAGGGUUUUCUGUUCUUCCUUGGGGAUCUGAAGGCAUGCAGUCCAAGUCUGAAACUGCAAAUAGACUGAGGUCAGAUCCUCAUACCUUUCAGUCUGGUGGUGUUUAUUCUGAGCCUUGGUGGCGUGGUAUUGGGUACAAUCCCUUGGCCCAAACAAUGGCUGGGGCAAAUGCGUCCAAUUCGUCGUCUCUUGAAUGUCCUAAUGGUGAUUCAGAAUCCAAUGAAGAAGGCCAGUCAUUGUCCAAUAGUGGAAUGAAUGAGGAAGAUGAUGAUGCCACUAAGGAUUCACAGCCUGCUGCUCCUAAUGAACCAGGAAAUUAUGGGCAAGAACAGCAAGGGAUGCAGCACACAGCAUCAUCUGCACCUUCCAUGCGCGAAGAAUGCCUUACACAGGCGCCACAGCUGGAACUUGUUGGUCAUUCAAUUGCAUGUGCUACAAAUCCUUAUCAGGAUCCGUAUUAUGGGGGCAUGAUGGCAGCUUAUGGUCACCAACAGAUGGGAUAUGCUCCUUUUAUAGGAAUGCCUCAUGCCAGAAUGCCUUUGCCGCUUGAGAUGGCUCAAGAGCCUGUGUAUGUUAAUGCCAAACAGUACCAAGGAAUUCUGAGGAGAAGACAGGCUCGUGCUAAAGCAGAGCUUGAAAAGAAGCUAAUAAAAUCUAGAAAGCCAUAUCUGCAUGAAUCUCGGCAUCAGCAUGCUAUGAGAAGGGCAAGGGGUACUGGAGGACGAUUUGCAAAGAAAACUGAUGCUGAUGGCUCAAACAACUCGGGCAAGGAAAAGGAUAAUGGUACUGAUUCUGUCCUCUCAUCACAAUCAAUUAGUUCAUCUGGUUCUGAACCUUUGCAUUCUGACUCUGCCGAAACCUGGAAUUCUCCUAACAUGCAACAAGAUGCAAGAGCAUCAAAAGUGCACAACAGGUUUGGAGCUCCCAGUUACCAAAAUGUCAGUGGCUCCUACCAUAACCACAACGGUUUGCAAUCUUCAGCAUAUCAUUCUUCCUCAGGGGAAAGAAUGGAGGAAAGGGCAUGUUCAGGUCAGCAACUGAACCACAAUUGAUGGGGGAUUAGAGGCCGAGGUUGGUUUGUAUCUCCUAGUGACAUAUUUGGUGAUACCUUGGUUAUCUGUAAACAUUCUUGGCAAUAUAUGUGCCAAGCGGCAAAUCAUUCUUGGCUUUGUUCUUGUGGUUGUGGUGUGAAUGAUAGAUAUUAUGGUGGGGGGAAAAGAAUGAUUGAUGAUUGGUGUUUGUGAUUUCUGUUGAAGUCAGUCAACCACUCCUUCAUUCUCUUCUCAUUUUUGCAUUUUGUACAGUUUUAUAGUGGUUAGUCAACUCCAACCAACAUGGAUGGAUGAACAGGUCUGAAGACUAUGGAGAAAGAGACAAACUCUUGAUGUACCAACACUCUCCUUUGACUGGUUUAUCUUGUGUAGUUCAACCGGUUGUUAAUGUUAACAUGGGACAUCAUAGGAUAAUGAACAUGCUGUUAGUUACAUUAUAUGUCAUUUGUUGGUUUUUAUUUAUUUAUGAGAAUUGACCCCGGUAUCAAGAA